This is a messenger RNA of Raphanus sativus (radish), 1794 nucleotides long. RefSeq names its product LOB domain-containing protein 36. The coding region runs from base 368 to 1342 and encodes 324 amino acids. Lineage: Eukaryota; Viridiplantae; Streptophyta; Magnoliopsida; Brassicales; Brassicaceae. The transcript has 4 exons. The record is from RefSeq and is a predicted model, not a curated record.
CUCUUUUCUUUCUUUUUUUCCAAUUUCCUAUUCCUUUUCUUUCUUGAUCGUUAUUCUCUUCUCCACGGUUUAUAAAUCUUGGGCCUUUAGUAGGGCAGAAUAAUUCUGAGACCGAUCAAUAAUCAGGUUCUCUCAGAAACCCUAGAACCCGAUCACUAUCUUCUUGCUCACUCAACCUAUCUCUGAUUAUGGUAUCAUGAUAUGAAGAGACUGAGAUACGAAGUUAGCUAAAAAGGAUAUCAGAGUGAAAAGGUUUUGAAAAGGAGAUAGAUUCGUAUAUUUAAUUGAGAUCUAUAAUCGAAAUAAACAUUUGAAAGUUAUAUGGUCGCCAUCAUCUCCAUUCUGGCUUUUCCAGAGAGAGACUAAAAUGGCGUCUUCAAGCUCUCCAUGCGCAGCUUGUAAGUUCCUGAGGAGAAAAUGCACGCAAGAAUGUGUAUUCGCCCCAUAUUUCCCCCCAGACAACCCACAAAAGUUCUCGUACGUUCACAAAGUCUUCGGUGCAAGUAACGUCGCUAAGCUUCUCAACGAGAUUGCCGCCAACCAAAGAGAAGAUGCCGUUAACUCUCUUUUCUAUGAAGCCGAAGCUCGACUCCGCGACCCUGUUUACGGUUGUGUCGGUUUAAUCUCUAUCCUUCAACAUCGGCAUAAACAGCUUCAACAAGAUCUUGAAAACGCUAAGAAAGAACUCGCUGCUUAUGUUGGUCCUCAAGCUAUGCUUCCUAUUCUCCAAACGCAGCAUCAUCCUCAACAGCAUUUCAUGUCUCUAUCGCCUCAACCGCAGCCUCAGCCGUCCUCCUCUUCUUCAGCGUCUGUGCUGACUCAUCAGCAUCAUAACUUGUUCCCAAUGAUGGCUAUUCCAACUGGACAACUGUACCAUCAGCAGCAGCAACAGAUUUUUGAGGCUCAACAAUUAGCGGUUGCUAGAGAGCAGCAGCAGAAUGAAUUGUUUAGAGCGUUUGGAGCAGGAGGAGGAAGUAACACUAGUCCACAUAAUCAUCAAAACCAACCUCAAGUUGAGGUUUUGAGGUUUGAUAAUAGUUUUGACUUUGUACCGACCGGUUCAGUUACAGUUACCGGAUUUAAUCAAUUAAGCUCCAGGGGUACAACGGUAACCGGAAUGUCAUCGUCUUUGGCUCUUGGUGGUAACUUUGUUGAUAGUCCUCCCACGAAUGAUAGUUAUCAUACGGAUCAGCAGUUACAUCAUCAUCAAAAGCAACAACAUCAUGAAGCUCAGUUGUUCAUACCUACACAAUCUUCCCAACCGCUACCACUUCAAACGCAGGAGACUCAGACGCAGCCGAAUUCAGAGAGCGAGGAGGGUAGAAGGAGUAUCAUUGGUUAAUCUCGGUAAUUAAAAAAAAAAGAGAAAUAAAAUUAAAAAGAAAAGAAAAAAUGUUACGGCCUUUGACCUUCUCGCUUGCUCAAAUUCUCAUCAGUUGGAAACUCUGACUUUGCUCAAGGCAUUACGGACACUACCGAGUUCUUUCUAAUUUUGUCGCACGUCCAACAGGGAAAAGACACUCAACAUGUUAAAGUCAGCGGUAUUUGGUUGAUUUGAGUUUUGGUGAAGAGUAUAACCCAAAGGCUCGAUUGAAAAUGAACAAAAGAUCUCCACUCCGCCUACCCCUCUGGUUUUUCAUUACGGAAACAUAUUAUUUUACAUUUUUCUUGUAUUUCCUAUUUUUAGUUUUUGAUAUAUUUUUGUUUUAAUUAAGUGAAAAAUGAGAGAUGUUAGUGUUUUUGAAUGCAAUUAUAUUUGUAAAUGAGAUGCAAAUGGCCGGGUCCUCUCCUAUA